AUGGCAUUAGAGAUCAAGACGACCAGAACAUCGAAGAUCUCUUUCGAAGCGUGGUUUCCAGAGGACUGGUCUGGUCGAUUUCUGGCAACGGGAAACGGAGGCAUUGAUGGCUGCAUCAAGUAUGAGGAUAUCGCAUAUGGAGCGUCGAAUGGCUUCGCUAGCGUUGGUGCAAACAACGGCCACAACGGUACUACAGGAGUCGCCUACCUCAACAACCCCGAAAUGGUAGUUGAUUUUGCCUGGCGAUCUGUUGAAGCGGGCAAAGCCUUGACCAAGGAGUUUUAUGGAAAGUGCCAUACCAAAUCUUAUUACUUGGGUUGUUCCCUCGGUGGACGCCAAGGCAUCAAGAGUGCAGAGAAAUUCCCGAAUGACUUCGAUGGCAUCGUUGCCGGCGCUCCAGGCGUCGAUUUCAACAACCUGAUCUCCUGGCGUGCGCACUUUUACACCAUCACCGGCCCCGUCAAAGGCGCAGACUUCAUCCCGAAGACUGCGUGGCAGACAUGGAUCCACGAUGAGGUGCUACGCCAAUGCGAUACCAUCGACAAAGCCAAGGACGGCAUCAUCGAAGAUCCAACCUUAUGCAAGUUCGAUCCCACAACCUUACUUUGUGAUCGCAACACCACAAACACGACCAACUGCCUAAACAACAACCAAGUCCAGCAGCUUCAAAAAAUCUUCAGCGACUACCGCUUCCCAAACGGCGAACUAAUCUACCCCGCCAUGCAAACCGGUAGCGAAAUUAACGCCGUUGACAAACUCUACGCCGGCGCCCCAUUCGCCUACUCAGACGACUGGUUCAAAUAUGUCGUCUACAACGACCCAACGUGGAACGCAUCGGAAUACGGGUACGACGACGCGCAAGCAGCCCAGGACCUCAACCCGGGCGAUAUUCGCACCUACCCUUCUUCUUUGCCCGGCUUCAAGCAGAAUGGCGGGAAGCUGCUCAUGUACCACGGCCAGCAGGAUAACCAGAUUACGUCCUUCAAUACCAACCGGUUUUAUGAGCACCUUCGCGGUGACAACACGUACGUGGAGAUGGAUGAAUGGACGCGUUUCUUCCGUAUCUCGGGCAUGUUCCAUUGCAGCACGGGUCCUGGGGCGUGGGUGUUGGGUCAGGGUGGGAAUGCGGCACAGGCUGGUAUCCCAUUUGAUGCGCAGCAUAAUGUGCUUGCGGCGAUAGUGGAUUGGGUGGAGAAGGGUAUUGCGCCGGAGUUUAUUGAAGGCACGAAGUUUGUGAAUGAUACUGUAAAGAGUGGAGUCGACUUUACGAGGAGGCAUUGCAAGUAUCCGGCGAGGAACACGUUUGUUGGGGGAGAUUAUAAGAAGCCUGAGAGCUGGGAAUGCAGAGCAUAG
Molecule: messenger RNA, 1353 nt
Organism: Alternaria ventricosa
Lineage: Eukaryota; Fungi; Ascomycota; Dothideomycetes; Pleosporales; Pleosporaceae
Exons: 3
Coding region: 1-1353 (450 amino acids)
Source: RefSeq, a predicted model, not a curated record